Truncatella angustata is the source of this 851-nucleotide messenger RNA. RefSeq lists its product as uncharacterized. The record is from RefSeq and is a predicted model, not a curated record. Lineage: Eukaryota; Fungi; Ascomycota; Sordariomycetes; Amphisphaeriales; Sporocadaceae. Gene Ontology annotation, cellular component: THO complex part of transcription export complex. The transcript has a single exon. Gene Ontology annotation, biological process: mRNA processing. The coding region runs from base 16 to 771 and encodes 251 amino acids.
CAGAUCCUGGACACCAUGGAGUCGGUCCGGCAGUCCAACGCCGCCCUGCGCGCCCAGCUGGAGGAGGCGCGCGCGACCCUUGCGCAGCGCAAGAAGUUCGACGAGCUCGCCGACAAGAUCACGGGCAACCGCAUGCUGCGGACGCGGGAGGAGCAGCACGUCAACAUCCAGAAGCUCACCGAGGAGUGCGAGGAGCUGCAGCGCGAGAGCGAGACCUACGGCGGCACGUGGCGCGAGAGGAAGGAGCAGUUCGACAAGCUGGUCGAGGAGGGCGUGAAUCUGCGGAGGAUCAUCAGGGACGAGCAGGAGGAGGUCGAGCGGAGAGAGGGCAUGGACGAGGAUGCGGGCGAUGAGGACGGGGAGACGCCCGCCAAGGGCAGCCCGAGCGGUAAUGCGACUCCCGCGCCUCGAAGUGAGGGAGCCGGUACGCCGCGACCGGGUAGCAGCAGUGGUCGGACGCCAGCACCAGAAGAUGGUGCGCAUGCUGGUGGAGAUAGCUUGAAGCCCAAGCCGGAUACAAGUGGUGGUUUUUCUAGGGGAGGAAGCCAGGCCCCGAGCUUGAGGUUUGAGGGUUCCGCUGUAGGCACUCCCGCAGCGGAGAGUCAAGAUCUUAAGGACGAGCCCGAAGAGGGAGAAGAUGUCGAGAUGGGCGAGCCGGCCCAGGCUGCCGAUACGCCCAUGGUAGAAGGUGGUGCGGCGGAUGGUCAAGCAACACCUCAGAUUACGGUGGAUGCUCCAGCCGGUAAUGGCGAUACGAUGGACACCACGUAGACAUGUUGCAUGAUGGAACGAGGACUGUAAACUACAGAAUUAUAGCGUGCGAAAAUGAUACCCAAGCUGCUAAGACAAAC